This is a messenger RNA of Erinaceus europaeus (western European hedgehog), 858 nucleotides long. It is a transcript of the gene PXMP2, whose product is annotated as peroxisomal membrane protein 2. The coding region runs from base 90 to 677 and encodes 195 amino acids. Lineage: Eukaryota; Metazoa; Chordata; Mammalia; Eulipotyphla; Erinaceidae. The record is from RefSeq and is a predicted model, not a curated record. Gene Ontology annotation, cellular component: cytoplasm; membrane. The transcript has 5 exons.
GUGUCCUGAGGGCUGGUGAGGCGUGUGGGUGGCGGGGCGCGGAGCUGGGCGCGGGGCAGGACGCGGGACCGGCACUGGACAGGGAAGCGAUGGCACCCGCGGCGUCGCGGCUCAGGGCGGCCGGGCCGGGGGCGCUGCUCCGGCGGGCGCUCGCACUGUACCUGAGGCUCCUGCGGCUGCGGCCCGUGCUCACCAAGGCCGUGACCAGUGGCAUUUUGUCAGCACUUGGGAACAUCCUGGCCCAGACCAUUCAGAAGAAGCAGAAAAAAGAAAAUUCCUCUCAAAAACUAGACCUCAGUGGGCCUCUCAGAUAUGGCAUUUAUGGGUUCUUCUUCACAGGGCCUCUGAGUCACUUCUUCUACCUCUUCAUGGACCACUGGAUCCCUCCUGAGGUUCCCUUGGCAGGGCUCAAGAGGCUCCUCCUGGACCGCUUGGUCUUUGCACCAGCCUUCCUGCUGCUGUUCUUCUCCGUCAUGAACUUCUUGGAGGGCAAGGAUACGGCUGAGGGCGCCGCCCGCACCUGGAACCAGUUCUGGCCUGCGCUGCAGACUAACUGGCGUGUGUGGACCCCGGUGCAGUUCAUCAAUGUCAACUAUGUGCCUCUGCAGUUCCGGGUGCUCUUUGCCAACCUGGUGGCCCUGUUCUGGUACGCCUACCUGGCCUCGCUGGGGAAGUGAGACCUGAGCAGACCAUGCUGAGGGCGCCCCUGGGAGGGCAUCAGUCCAGAGGAACAGCGGCAGCGAGGCCCACCUGGCUGGCUCCGGACCACUUGACGCAUCCCAGACCCCGCGGCUCCGUAUCACGUGAUUUAAGUAGCCUUGCAGCGGUGGAUAGGAAAAUAGAAAUCUCCCUAUUUUA